GGUUGAAAAGUGAGUGGAGAAGCACUUGGAUGCUGCAAACCUAAUCACUCUUUUUUACACACUCUCAUCUCUUCUUCUUAUUCCAUCUCUUACCUCCUUCCCCCUCUGUCCAGGAUGGCUCUGAAUCAGUGUAAUGGGAGCCAAGGCUUGAGGAGCUUCCCGCCCUCUUCUUCUUCUUCUUCUUCCUCCUCCAAGGGGUUGUUUGCUGAGAUGGGUUCUCUCUCCAUCAAACCAGCUUCUUCGGUGGAGAGCUAUUGCUCCACCAAGGGCUCAGAGAAGACCAGUUGGACUUCGUCUUCUAUGAGGAACUAUAUUGGCCUAGAGGACCAUCCACCACGAAACAAUGAGGAUGGUGGUGUGAAGUGGUGUGAUGCCAGUGAUGGUUUUGGGGAGAACCACGUCAAAUCCACUGGAGAAGAGAGCCCAGAGGGAGAGAACACAAAUGAGGGACCAUUGGGAGGAAGGGAGACUGCUGCUGACUGUGGCCAGUCAAAGCUCUGCGCCAGAGGCCAUUGGAGGCCUGCGGAAGACUCCAAGCUCAGAGAGCUAGUGGCGCUCCAUGGCCCUCAGAACUGGAACCUCAUAGCAGAGAAGCUGGAGGGCAGAUCAGGGAAGAGCUGUAGACUGAGGUGGUUCAACCAGCUGGACCCCAGGAUCAAUAGGAGUGCUUUCACCGAAGAAGAGGAGGAGAAGCUAAUGGCUGCUCACAGAUUGUAUGGGAAUAAGUGGGCUAUGAUUGCCAGGCUCUUUCCUGGGAGGACAGACAAUGCAGUCAAGAACCACUGGCAUGUGAUCAUGGCAAGGAAAUAUAGGGAGCAGUCCAAUGCCUACAGUAGGAGGAAGCUUAGCCAAGCUGUCCCCAGGAGACUGGAGGAAACUACGGCAACCUCAGUAGCCUUUGGUUUCAACACCAAUCUACACCUCCCCUUCGCACAUCCUUCUCCUGCCAUGUGUGGGUCGAAUGGCUUAUAUCACAUCACAACUGGUGAGAGCGGAGAGGAUUCAGUCUCAUGUUAUUGUGGGUUUUCUUCAGAUCAGGCACCUUAUGAUUUCCUUUCUGGGGUCAAGGCCCAAGACAAGACAAGAAGCUUCCACAGCACCAACAGCUGGUGUUGGCAAAGACCAAGAGACGAGCCCUUCAUGGGUUCUUACCCCCAACAUCCAUUUAUGGUGGCUAUGCAGCAGUCUCGCUACCCAUCCUACCUUUCAGACUACUCCACAGCAUCAGCAGCAUCAGGAGUUUCAGCUGCUGAAAUAUCACCAUCAUCAUCAUUCAAGGAGAACGGAGAAAAUGGCCACUUUGAAGCCACAACCUCACCACCUUUCAUAGAUUUCCUAGGAGUAGGAGCCACUUGAGGCACAGAAGGAGAAACACAAGAACUGAAGAUAAAGAAGGCCCGCAAGGAGAGGUUAGUAACACAGAUGACAUGAUGGGUAAAUGAGAGCGCUGGUGUGAGUUAGGUAGCACAAGUAACAAGGGACAGUAGGCACUUGAGAUCUUAUUUCCAUAUGAGUGGCCACCUGGUCCACCUCAUGUGGAACAAAAUCCUUUCAAAGAUGAGUUAUAGUUAUUUGAGUAUCAAUUUGCAAGCCACUCUAA
Molecule: messenger RNA, 1600 nt
Organism: Phoenix dactylifera (date palm)
Lineage: Eukaryota; Viridiplantae; Streptophyta; Magnoliopsida; Arecales; Arecaceae
Biological process (GO): regulation of DNA-templated transcription
Cellular component (GO): nucleus
Molecular function (GO): RNA polymerase II cis-regulatory region sequence-specific DNA binding; DNA-binding transcription factor activity, RNA polymerase II-specific
Source: RefSeq, a predicted model, not a curated record